AUGACCCUCCCUGGGGUCCCCAGAGGGGCUGCUCCAGGGCACCCUCCUCUCUAUCACAUCUCUCCCUCAGGCCUGGCCUCAUGGGACGUUUCCAGUCCCCAGGGGGUACAGGGUGUGAAGGGGUCCUGCCUCAUCAUCCCCUGCGUCUUCAGCUUCCCUGCCAACGUGCAGGUGCCCGACAGCAUCACAUCCAUCUGGUACUACGACUACUCGGGCAAUCGGCGGGUGGUGAGCCACUCGGCAGACCCCCAGCUGGUGGAGUCACGCUUCCGCGGUCACACCCAGCUGGUGGGGGACACCGAGCACAAGACGUGCAGCCUGCUGCUGAAGGACCUGCGGCUGGAGGACUCGGGCUCCUAUAACUAUCGCUUCGAGAUCAGUGAGGGCAACCGCUGGUCAGAUACCAAAGGCACUGUGGUCACUGUGACAGAGAAGCCCAGUGUGCCCACCAUUGCCUCACCGGCUGAACUUCGAGAGGGCAUGGAGGUGGACUUCAACUGCUCCACUCCCUACGCAUGCCCCCAGGAGACGGUCAGCCUGAAGUGGCACGGCCAGGACCCCGCUCGUUCAGUCACCUCCACCCUCCAAAAGCUUGAACCCACAGGCGUCAGCCACCUGGAGACGCUUCACAUGGCCCUGUCCUGGCAGGACCACGGCCGGACCCUGCACUGCCAGCUCUCGGUGGCCAACCACAGGACUCAGAGCGAGAUUCACCUCCGAGUGCAGUAUGCCCCAAGGGGUGUGGAGAUCCUCCUCAGCCCCUCAGGGCGGAACAUCCUGCCAGGUGAUCUGGUCACACUCACCUGCCAGGUGAACAACAGCUACCCCGAGGUCAGUUCUGUGCAGUGGGUCAAGGAUGGGACGCAGCUUGAAAUCCGGAGCCAUGUGCUGCAGUUGUCCCAGGCGGCCUGGGACAAUGCUGGCGUCUACACCUGCCAAGCUGGGAAUGGCGUGGGCUCUUCCGUCUCGCCCCCUGUCAGCCUCCAUGUCUUCAUGGCUAAGGUCCAGGUGAGCCCAGCAGGCACCAUCCUGGAGAACCAGACUGUGACGCUGGCCUGCAACACGCCUAGAGAAGCCCCCGGUGAGCUGCGCUACCACUGGUACAAGAACCACGCCCCGUUGGAGGACGCCCACGGCCAGACCCUGCAGCUGCACUCGGCCACCAGGGCCGACACCGGCUUCUACUUCUGCGAGGUGCAGAACGCCCUGGGCAAAGAGCGCUCUGGCCCAGUCAGCGUGGUGGUCAGCCACCCACCCCUUGCCCCAGACCUAACUGCCUUCCUGGAGACGCAGGCAGGGCUGGUGGGCAUCCUUCACUGCUCUGUGGUCAGCGAGCCACUGGCCACCCUGGUGCUGUCACACGGGGACCUUGUCCUGGCCUCCACCCUUGGGGAGGGUGACAACAGCCCACGCUUCAGUGUCUCCUCUGCCCCCAACUCCUUGCGCCUGAAGAUCCGAAACCUGGGGCCAGCUGACAGUGGGGAGUACACAUGCUCGGCCACCAACUCCUUUGGGAGUGCAUCCUCCACCCUGGAUUUCCACGCCAAUGCGGCCCGCCUCCUCAUCAGCCCAGCAGCAGAGGUGCUGGAAGGGCAGGCAGUGACGCUGAGCUGCAGGAGUGGCCUGAGCCUGACGCCUGACACCCGCUUCUCCUGGUACCUGAACGGAGCCCUGCUUCUAGAGGGGCCCAGCAGCAGCCUCCUGCUCCCUGCGGCCUCCAGCACUGACGCCGGCUCGUACCACUGUCGGGCCCAGGACAGCCACAGUGCCAGCGGCCCCUCCUCGCCUGCCGUCCUCACAGUGCUCUAUGCCCCACGCCAGCCCACGUUCACCGCCCGCCUGGACCCCGAUGCUGCAGGAGUCGGGGCUGGCCGGCGAGGCCUCCUCUUGUGCCGUGUGGACAGCGACCCUCCAGCCCAGCUGCUGCUGCUCCACAGGGACCGUAUUGUGGCCUUCUCCCUGCCAUCAGGGGGCGGCUGCAGCACUUGUGGGGGCUGUUCUUGGCGUACAAAGGUCACCAGAGCCCCCAACCUAUUGCGUGUGGAGAUUCGUGACCCGGUGCUGGAGGACGAGGGUGUGUACCUGUGCGAGGCCAGAAACGCCCUGGGCAAUGCCUCCGCCUCGGCGACCUUCAAUGCCCAGGCCACUGUCCUGGUCAUCACACCGUCGCACACGCUGCAGGAGGGCACCGGAGCCAACCUGACUUGUAAUGUGAGCCGGGAAGCCGACAGUGGCCCUGCCAACUUCUCCUGGUUCCGGAAUGGGGCGCUGUGGGCCCAGGGCCCCCUGGAGACCAUGACGCUGCUGCCUGUGGCCAGAACGGAUGCAGCCCUCUAUGCCUGCCGCAUCCUCACUGAGGCUGAUACCCAGCUGUCUGCCCCAGUGGUCCUGAGUGUGCUCUAUCCCCCGGACCCUCCAAAGCUGUCAGCCCUCCUGGACAUGGGCCAGGGCCACAUGGCUGUGUUUAUCUGCACUGUGGACAGUAGCCCCAUGGCCCAGCUGGCCCUGUUCCAUGAGGAGCGCCUCCUGGCCACCAGCCCAGGGCCCCAGCUCCCAUCCCAUGGCCGCCUCCAGGCCAAAGCCACGGCCAACUCUCUGAAGCUAGAGGUCCGAGACCUGGGCCUUGCGGACUCUGGCAGAUAUCGCUGUGAGGCCACAAAUGUCCUCGGAUCAGCCAACACCUCCCUCUUCUUCCAGGUCCGAGGAGCCUGGGUCCAGGUAUCACCAUCAUCUGAGCUCCGGGAGGGCCAGGCUGUGGUCCUGAGCUGCCAGGUACCCACGGGGGUCCUGGAGGGGACCUCAUACAGAUGGUAUCGGGAUGGCCAGCCCCUCGAGGAGUCGACCUCGGCCACACUCCGCUUUGCAGCCAUAACAUUGAGCCAAGCUGGGGCCUACCAUUGCCAAGCCCAAGCCCCAGGCUCAGCCACCACAAGCCUGGCCGCCCCCAUCAGCCUCCACGUGUCCUACGCCCCUCGCCAGCCCACGCUCACCACCCUGAUGGACACAGGCCCCGGGCGACAGGGCCUCCUCCUGUGCCGUGUGAACAGCGAUCCUCCAGCCCAGUUACGACUGCUUCAUGGGGACCGCCUCGUGGCCUCCACCCUUCGAGGUGUGGGGGAACUUGCAGGCAGCUCUCCCCGGCUACGGGUGGCUGUGGCCCCCAACACACUGCGCCUGGAGAUCCACAACGCGGUGCUGGAGGAUGAGGGUGUCUACACCUGUGAGGCCGCCAAUGCCCUGGGCCGGGUCUCGGCCUCGGCCAACUUCGAUGCCCAGGCUGUGAGUGUACAGGUGUGGCCGGAGGCCACCGUGUGGGAGGGGCAGCUGGUGAACCUGACCUGCCUUGUAUGGACUACCCACCUGGCCCAGCUCACCUACACGUGGUAUCAGGACGGGCAGCAGCGCCCAGGUGCCCACUCCAUCCUCCUGCCCAACGUCACAGUCACGGAUGCCGCCACCUACCGCUGUGGCCUGUUGACCCCUGGGCAGGCACCCCGGCUCUCCAGACCCGUCACCCUGGACGUCCUCUACGCACCCCGCAGCCUGCACCUGACCUACCUCCUGGAGACCCGGAGCGGGCAGCUGGCCCUGGUACUGUGCACUGUGGACAGCCGCCCACCCGCCCAGCUGGCCCUCAGCCGUGCUGGCCGCCUCCUGGCCUCCUCGACUGCAGCCUCUGUCCCCAACACCCUGCGCCUGGAGCUGUGGGAGCCCGGGCCCAGUGAUGAGGGUCUCUACAGCUGCUCGGCCCACAGUCCUUUAGGCCAGGCCAACACGUCCCUGGAGCUGCGGCUGGAGGGUGUGCAGGUGACCCUGGCUCCGUCGGCCACUGUGCCAGAGGGGACCCCUGUCACAGUGACCUGCGAAGACCCUGCUGCCCGCCCACCCACCCUCUACACCUGGUACCACAACAGCCGUUGGCUGCAAGAGGGGCCAGCUGCCUCCCUCUCAUUGCUGGUGGUUAUGCGGGCUCACGCAGGCGCCUACUCCUGCCAGGUCCAGGAUGCCCAGGGCACACGCAGCUCCCGACCAGCCGCCCUGAAAGUCCUCUACGCCCCUCGGGAUGCUGUCCUGUCCUCCUUCCGGGACUCGAGGGCCAGCCCCAUGGCUGUGGUACAGUGCACUGUGGAUAGCGAGCCUCCCGCAGAGCUGGCCCUGUCUCGCAAUGGCACAGUGCUGGCCACCAGCCAUGGGGUCCACGGCUUGGCAUCGGAGGCAGGCCAUGUCCAGGUGGCCCGCAAUGUCCUGCGGCUGCAGGUGCAAGAUGUGCCCUCAGGUGACGAGGACACCUACGUCUGCACAGCCCACAACUCGCUGGGCUCAGUCAGCACCACAGCGCAGCUGCAGGGGGAAGGUGCGCGUGUGGUGGCCGAGCCAGGGCUGAACGUGCCUGAGGGUGCAGCACUGAACCUGAGUUGUCGCCUCCCUGGUGGCCCUGGGCCCACGGGCAACUCUACCUUCACUUGGUUCUGGAAUGGCCGGCGACUACACAUGGAGACUGUGCCCACCCUCACCUUCACCCACGUGGCCCGUGCCCAAGCUGGGAUGUACCACUGCCGGGCUGAGCUCCCUACUGGGGCCACCACCUCUACUCCAGUCAUGCUGCAUGUGCUCUACCCUCCCAAGACGCCCACCAUGACGGCCUUUGUGGAGCCUGAGGGUGGCAUCCAGGGCAUCCUGUACUGCCGAGUGGACAGCGAGCCCCUAGCCAGCCUGACCCUUCACCUCGGCAGUCGGCUGGUGGCCUCCAGCCAGUCCCAGGGUGCUCCUUCUGAGACACACAUCCACAUCUCAGCCACCCCCAAUGCCUUGAGGAUGGACAUUGAGGAGCUGAGGCCCAGCGACCAGGGGGAAUAUGUGUGCUCUGCCUCCAAUGCCCUGGGCUCUGCCUCUGCCUCCACCUACUUCGGAACCAGAGCUCUGUACCACCUGCGUCUGUUCCAGCAGCUACUCUGGGUCCUGGGCCUGCUGGUCCUCUUCCUACUGCUGGGCCUGGGGGCCUGCUACGCCUGGAGGAGGAGAAGAUCGACGGAAUCUGUGAUGACUCGGGCCCUGUGAACAAGGCAGCGUUGGGGGCUGCCUGCCUCUGUGAAAACAGUGGUGUGACAUCUGACUUUCUAUGACCUGGCUCCAAACCUCUGACCCCCAAGAAAAAUGGGUGGUGAGAGGUGGAGGUGAACCCAAGAGGUCUACCCAGGAGGGUGCUGACCCUUGGGGACUCUGAAGAGAAAUGAGUUGAUCAUGUUGCCCA
Ceratotherium simum simum (southern white rhinoceros) is the source of this 5251-nucleotide messenger RNA. The record is from RefSeq and is a predicted model, not a curated record. NCBI's taxonomy places the organism in Eukaryota, Metazoa, Chordata, Mammalia, Perissodactyla, Rhinocerotidae.